GAACAUGUAUAAAAACCGAAACAAUCGAUGGCUAACCAAGUCAGUCAAGUUCAAGACGAACUAGAAACAUGGUCAAGAUUAGCUGUUCGCUGGUGGUGCUCCUGUCGCUUUGCGCCUGCUCUUAUGCUCAGUAUGCGUAUCCACAGCAGCGUCCUUCGCCGGGAACUGGAGCUCAGCCCACUGGUGGACCGGUGGAUAAUCGAAUCUUAGGAAAUCUACUUGGCGGAGGUGGACUCCUUGGAGGAGGCGGCGGCGGAGGUGGCGGCCUCUUUGGCAACCUGUUGGGCGGACUUUUGGGCGGCAAUCGUCCCCAGCCACAGCCCUAUCCCGUUCCAGUUCCCGCCUAUGGUGGAGGAUUCGGAGGUGGAUAUGGUGGUGGAUUCCCAAUCGGAGGAGGCGGCUACACGGGUGGACUUCCUGGUGGCUUUCCUGGCGGCUUUGGUGGCGGCUACGGCAACCCCUACGGCGCAUAUUAUGGAUAAGACCAUAAGUUGUUAAACUCUCCCAAGUAUUAUUUGCAAAUGUUUUCGAGAUUAGAUUAUUUAAGUUGUUGACAUUAACUAUUAAAUUAAAUUAAAUUCAUGAACAAAAA
Molecule: messenger RNA, 592 nt
Organism: Drosophila elegans
Lineage: Eukaryota; Metazoa; Arthropoda; Insecta; Diptera; Drosophilidae
Product: acanthoscurrin-1
Exons: 2
Coding region: 69-482 (137 amino acids)
Source: RefSeq, a predicted model, not a curated record